UGCCCGGUCGCAUUUGUUGUCGAGUCUGGCUCGGGGCAGCCGCGCCGCGCGGAGCUCCGGAGAGCCCGGCAGGGCAGCCGCGCAGCCACGACGGAGCAGCCGCGAGACUGGCCGCCCCGCGCCCCCUUGGCCGCCGUGCCCUUCCCCGGCGCGCUCACUCCCUUCUUGGGAUGGGAUUGUAGCGGCGGCGCGGACUCGGCGGGGAUCGCGGCGGAGGCGGCGGCGGCGGCGGCCGAGCAGGGCUCCAUGUUUUCCCCUGGCCAGGAGGAGCUCUGCGCCCCCAACAAGGAGCCGGUGAAAUACGGGGAGCUGGUGGUGCUGGGGUACAAUGGUGCUUUACCUAAUGGAGACCGAGGCCGGAGGAAAAGCCGAUUUGCUCUCUACAAGCGGCCGAAGGCGAAUGGAGUCAAACCCAGCACGGUCCACGUGAUAUCCACGCCGCAGGCAUCCAAGGCUAUCAGCUGCAAAGGUCAACACAGCAUAUCGUACACUCUGUCAAGGAAUCAGACUGUGGUGGUCGAGUACACACAUGACAAAGAUACGGAUAUGUUUCAGGUGGGCAGAUCAACAGAAAGCCCUAUUGACUUCGUCGUUACAGACACGAUUUCUGGCAGUCAGAGCAACGAGGAGACGCAAAUUACGCAGAGCACCAUAUCCAGGUUCGCCUGCAGGAUAGUCUGUGACAGGAGUGAGCCCUACACAGCACGGAUAUUCGCAGCUGGAUUCGACUCUUCCAAAAACAUAUUUCUUGGAGAAAAGGCGGCAAAGUGGAAAAACCCUGACGGCCACAUGGAUGGGCUCACGACCAAUGGCGUUUUGGUGAUGCAUCCGAGAGGGGGCUUCACUGAGGAGUCCCAGCCCGGGGUCUGGCGUGAGAUCUCCGUCUGUGGAGACGUGUACACCUUGCGAGAGACCAGGUCUGCGCAGCAAAGGGGAAAGCUGGUGGAAAGUGAGACCAACGUCCUGCAGGAUGGCUCCCUCAUCGACCUGUGCGGGGCCACCCUGCUCUGGAGGACGGCAGAUGGCCUCUUUCACACCCCGACCCAGAAGCACAUCGAAGCCCUGCGGCAGGAGAUCAACGCCGCCCGGCCGCAGUGUCCCGUGGGGCUCAACACCUUGGCCUUCCCCAGCAUCAACAGGAAGGAGGUGGUGGAGGAGAAGCAGCCCUGGGCAUACCUCAGCUGCGGGCACGUGCACGGCUACCACAACUGGGGCCAUCGGAGCGACACGGAGGCCAACGAGAGGGAGUGUCCCAUGUGCAGGACUGUGGGCCCCUACGUGCCUCUCUGGCUCGGCUGCGAGGCGGGCUUUUAUGUAGACGCAGGACCGCCCACUCAUGCUUUCACCCCUUGCGGACACGUGUGCUCAGAGAAGUCUGCAAAAUAUUGGUCUCAGAUCCCACUGCCUCACGGAACUCACGCAUUUCAUGCUGCCUGUCCUUUCUGUGCCACGCAGCUGCUUGGGGAACAGAACUGCAUCAAAUUGAUUUUCCAGGGUCCAGUUGACUGAUGCCCUCGACAGCCAUUGACGACUCUAUUAACAAGUUACUGUGAAGAUUUUUGCCACUAACUCUAGAUUUUACCUUUUUAUAAUGCCGUUUAUUAAGGGGAGCGGGGUCCUGAGGCUGGGAAAAAAAGAGUGGCACGGUGAUGAAACAUGCCAGGCAUUGACGAUAACAGUGGUGUGUUGCAUGCUCAAAACAGCGGCGUCGGCAUUGAAGUCUGCUUGAUUAAACCAUAAUCUUUGUAACAAUUGGAUUUAAAAUGCCAUGCUUUUAUUUUUCACCUUGGGGUUUUUAAAACAAGUUUUCUUUGUCAAACUUGGACAGGACUUUAAAUCCCAUUUUAAAACUGUAGAAGAAAUUCAUUCAAAAGUUGUUGCCUCUUAAUUGCAACCUUCGGUGCUGCGUGGUAUAGGUGUUAGACAUGCCGUAUCUGGAAAUACUUGAUACAGGUUAGACUCUGACCAGAUACCAAAGAGGCGGCUCUAUAAGAUGAUGUUGGGGGACAGGAGACCUUAGGCACAGGUGAUUGUUUUGAAAUCUGGGGCUUUUUUCUGAUUUUUUCUUUUGAGGGGAGGGAAUAUGUAGCUUUUUGUUUUUAACUUUGGUGGAAUUUAAUAACUUUAUACACAUUCAUCAAAUACCUUGGCAUUUCAAACAAACAGUUUUCCAUAACUUUUUAGUCUGCCUUUUGUUAUUUUUGGCCUAACAUGGUCCGUCCCUGUUACUCAUCUUGCAUGGCCAGAACUGUUUGGUUGAUUAAAAUGUAGCAACUCUUAAAAAUUCAUUAACUGAGGGGAAUUAUGGCAGCAGGGAACAUGGCCCAAGUAAUAUAAUAAAGUUUAUUUGCUUACUGAAUAAUUUAAGAGUGAUUAAAAAUAAGAUUUUACUUUUUGAAACCACUUGUGGUUUCCUAAGUUUUUGCUAAGAAAGCCAAAAUUUUGUGAACUUAAAAGCAACAUAUCAGAACUAUAGUCAGUUUCAUUCACUCCCUUUCUGCCAUCUGUCACCUUCCAUUGCAGCUUACAGAGCCCUAUAAGUUUUGAAAAUGUUUGCAAAUCAAACUAAAUUUAAAUGUGAUCAUUCACAACACCAAGUGGUACAUCUGCAAAGAGCAUUUGAAAUUCCUGAUUUCAAGAGAGCAAAUGAGUGUUUACUGAGGAAUAAUUAAAUCAGAAUUUCAUAUGAGCUCCACCAGCCCUGUUAGUUUCAUUUCAUUUUGAAUAGUAAUUCCUGGAUGUUCAUUCUCUGUGCUCCAUACCAGUGUGUCACCGUUCCUAUGAUGUAAAGAUCCUUCAGGACAUGUGCGACUGCCAGAGCUGGCUGGGAUGCAAUAGAUCUCUGCCAUACGGAGCAAGUAUGUUUAAAUUGACAUCCUCUUAAAUUUGUUGCAGAUUCAUGCUGCAUUUUUUUAAUCUUUAUAAAGAUAUAAUUUAUAUGAUUCUAAUAUACUGUAUUCCUAUUUGAAUUGGUUUUUCUAAGGUUUGCCUACUAGCAAAUAUUUUGCCUAUUUUCAGUUGUCUUAACCCAUUUUGAAAGCCCUUUUCCUUAACAUGAUAAGAUCUGUUAGUCUUGAUUGCUGCUGCUUAAGUUGACUUGAUAUAUAAAAAAUUCAGCAUCUCAGUUUUCAAAAAGCUUUACUUUUCAAUGGAGAUUAUUGUUUUGGUGAUUUUUAAGUGCUGUGAAAAUUCAACCACAGUCCUCUUAUUGAUAGCUUACUCUAUUCUGUAUAGCUUGCUCGACCUGCAGACAGAGAAUGAAAGAAAAAAAAUGAAGUUGUCCAGAAUAUAUCGAACACCUUUUGAUGUAGCCGGAGUCUCCCAUGAUUAGCUUUUACUGAUGGAAUAUGUCUUUUCAGUUUGUGCCACUUUAGGCUCCACAAAAUGAUAUAGGAAGCACAUACUCCCUUUUCUUGCGAUGUGGUUUGAAGGUGGUUUGAGGAGUCUUGAUACCGUAAAAACCAUCUUGUAAGGUAAAUAAAUAGGUAAAAUCCAGCCUUUCUAGAUGCAAGACUAUCAAAAACUUUUUUUCUCUAUAAAGUUAUCAUCUGAUAUAGUUUUCUAUUUCAAGGACUAUAAUAGUUCAAGGUCUAGUAGUUUUACAUGCGACAUAUGCCCAAAAAUAAAGUUAACUUCCACCCUGAAAAGUUUGACUUUUAGUAAACUUGGGUAAGAAAUUCCAAGCUCUAGGAAGGGGUAACAGUGAGCCGCCCUCUGUUCACGCCACAUCUUUUCCUUUGACUUCCAUGCAAGGUCUCCUCUCCCUUGCCUGGGGAACCACAGCAAGGUGGCACAUCUACAGAAGGAAGCCAGGCUCAUCUUGGCCAUGUCUAGUAAGAGCUGCUAACUUUGAUUAAUGGGUUUUUUUUUUUCCAGAGUUGAGAGCAAUUUUUGUUUGUGAGGAUAAAGAUCUCUAACUCAGAGUAGAGUAAUACAGUUCAGAAAAGGUGACUUCUCAGAGGUCAUGUAUGUUUUUAUAUAUUGCUUGACAUCACAUUCAAGGGCAAAUCCCACUCCCCAGGUGUAUACAUAGGAAAUUGCAGACCAGUUAUCCUGAUCUCAGCUUGACCGAAAUGCCUUUUGUGACUAGGUUUCCAGAAAAGCCCCAAUGAUGUAUUCCCAUAGGUUUUUUUUUUUUCUAAUUGUUUACGCCGGUUAUUAACCAAAAAAGAAAAAAAAAAAAAGAUUCAGAGUGAAUGGGAUACAGCUCUGAAUAUUUUUCUAGUCUGGAAUUUUUUUUUUUAUUAUUAUUAAUUGGUGCUGCCAGGUCAUGCAUGCUGCAACUCAACAUUUCCCUUGUUUGGUUUCGCUUUUUGCAAGAAGGGCUGCGGUUCCCACUGCAGAGUAAGUAUUAAGCUUUCUGGGGUUUUUUGUUUUUUUUUUCUAACUGUAGCCCAAAAGAAUUAAAAUCUUUUAA
Messenger RNA from Hippopotamus amphibius kiboko, 4417 nucleotides. It is a transcript of the gene PELI2, whose product is annotated as pellino E3 ubiquitin protein ligase family member 2. Bases 247 to 1509 code for a protein of 420 amino acids. The transcript has 6 exons. Lineage: Eukaryota; Metazoa; Chordata; Mammalia; Artiodactyla; Hippopotamidae. The record is from RefSeq and is a predicted model, not a curated record. Gene Ontology annotation, molecular function: protein binding; ubiquitin protein ligase activity. Gene Ontology annotation, biological process: regulation of Toll signaling pathway; protein polyubiquitination.